Molecule: messenger RNA, 2988 nt
Organism: Gallus gallus (chicken)
Lineage: Eukaryota; Metazoa; Chordata; Aves; Galliformes; Phasianidae
Gene: GPRIN2
Product: G protein regulated inducer of neurite outgrowth 2
Exons: 1
Coding region: 19-1836 (605 amino acids)
Biological process (GO): neuron projection development
Cellular component (GO): plasma membrane
Source: RefSeq, marked validated
AGAUCUCUCCCUUUUGCCAUGUCAGCUGACAGCCACCAGCUCCACACUCAUUCCCACAAGGACACGCUAAGUUCUACUUGUCGUGGUCUCUUGAAUGUCAACAGCCACCCCUUGUCAAAGAGCUCCUCGAGUCUCAUUUGUGCUGGGCAUUCAAGUUUGGAAAGGCAAAGCAACAAACAGGAGCUUAAGAAAAGCCACAGCAGCACUGUCUGCCAAACCCUGGGACAUGACAGUGAUGCCAGAAGUGCACCAAGUCCUAGAUGGUCCUUCUCACAGUCUGGGUUGAUGGGACUUGAAUCAGUGGUCCAAACCAUCAACAAUCAGUCACCCGAUAACAAUUCACAGAGCAGAACUAAGACUACAAACCAUUUUCUUAUCAUUGAACAGUCCCCAGCAUCCUGGGAAGUGGGUGACACUAAGAUGUGUGUCAAGAGCAGUACUGUUGAGAAUGUUUCUUCGGCCUGCUUUAAGCACCAGCAAAGCAUGGGCAAAAUGGAUGAACCAAGAGCUGUUCUCCAGAGAAGCCACUCAGACCUAACCUGCAGUUGCAAACAGCAGAGUUACGUCACUCACGUAGAAACCAGUGCUACUGAUUCCAGCCUGAGCUCUUCUAGCAGCAGACAUGGCCCAUCAGUGGUGAGGAUGUCUUUCCAAACAGAAAGAUAUGGAUCAGAAAUAAAUGAAAAUACAUCUCACUACCAAAACCUUGUGACUCAUCUUCCAGCUCUACCUAUAGACCAGAAAGUACCCACAAAUACCUUUGACAGUGGUGGUAUUCCACAUAAUACGACUGUUUACACAGACCCUGGACGAUUUCACAGUGCUGUUCUAGGACCCCACAUGCCUGGAAAUGGUUUCUCCAACAGGACAAUGUUCAGUCAAGCUACUGGGAUUAUUCAUGGUGGUCUGACUUACAGUAAUAUUCCAAACUCUGCAUUUUCACCAAUGGCGAUGACAGUUCAUAACAGUUCUGCAGUGCCCUGUAAUAUAAGGCAGGACUCUUGUAUGAAAGUAGAUGCCACCAUCCCUGCCUAUUGCCAUUCCUUGCCCAUACCAUCUAUACAGCUUGUUCCACGAUUGGUAUGCUCAGUUAGCGAGUCGGGAAAAGAGCAAGCAGCACCUGACUAUUUUCAUUCCUUUUCCACUUCGGACAUUCUGACCUAUCCUAAGCUUGUGUCUUCAGUGAGUGAAUCAGGCCUGGAUGCCAAGAGAGUCCUGAAGUGCUGCAGCGUUCCUGGAGAACAACUACAACACGCCCAACGCUGCACUCAGCAGGAGAGAGCUUCUUCAGAGACACAGACUGCUUGUGUUGCUUUUAGCAGCCAGCAAACGACAGACGUAGCAAUGAAAACUAAAGAUAUGUGGACUAUGACCUCUGCAAAUGAUUUAACCAAGGGACUGAAACCGGCUCUUGAGCGUAGGGAUGCUGAGGUACAAACUCUUCCAACCAUGGAAUGCAAAUCUGUUGCAACAAGCCCAGCGGCUGCAGCAGAAGGCCACUCACAUGUGUUCCCAGAGGUGAACCUGGAGCAAGACUUGGAGGCCCCCAAGUCUCCGGUACGGGAAGUGAGAUGGGACGAUGAAGGAAUGACAUGGGAAGUGUAUGGAGCAUCUGUGGAUCCAGAAGUCCUCGGUUUAGCCAUUCAAAAACAUCUCGAGAUUCAAAUAGAACAAUUCCAGACAGAGCCUGCUCAACAGACUGGGAAAAGUGAUGAGGACCCUCUCAACAAGGAGCCGUCUUCUGACAAAAUGGAGAAGAAAAGACCGUUCAGGACAAUGAUGCAUUCUCUGAGAUAUCCGAGCUGUUGUGCUCGUUCAAGUACUGCAGUGGAGUGAGUGUAGCUCUGGGACAGCCACAGCCAUGUUGGGGUUUUUUGUUUGUUUGUUUGUUUUCUCAGUUGUAAAUAAAUGCUGUCUCUCAAGUGUUAACACAGUACACGUGGACAAUCCGCUUACAGAUAAGUAGAAGAAGUUCAGUGGCCAUCAAAAAGCAAAGCAUGGAAAAACCCACAGUUGGGCUACGUAGCAGAGGACAUACGGCUGCAUCUUCAUCAUGCCAUCUGAUUGUGUUGACUGUAUUUAAUGCAGCACUCCUAUUCUUCUGUGUUAAUUUUGCAUCGUAUUUUAAGGAAUUAGACUUAUUUUAUAAAUGAUACAUCUUUUUUAAAUGUUGAAUUUCUCAGUAUUUUCAUGAAUUAGGGCUAGGAAACAAAGUUAGAAAAUGAUGCUUUAAUAUAAAUUCUUAGUUUUCCACCCGACUGCCUAAGUUUUGGAAUUCAUUCUGCUGUUAAUUUAUGCUACUGCUGACUAUAAACCCGCUUGAACUGUAGAUAAAAUGACAAACUAGUGUAACACUAUAUUACAAAUAACUGUAACUUUUGCUACACAAUUCUGCCAUGUAAAUUCAGUAUUACUAGCCAGAACUCGUCCCUUUGCAAGCUGGUGUGUAGUUGGAGGAUGCUCCUGCAGCUUUCAUGUAGUUAUGACGAAUAACAAUCUGAACAUACAGAUGUGAUGUCUACCAACUAACACAGAUGUAAAGCAUUACCAAAGAUGACCCAUGUUAUGUGAAUUACUUACUGAAGGCUUGUUUCCUGAAACAAAAGCUGUUCGUAUCAGUCCGCCACAUGAUCAUACUCUAUGGAUCAUAAGCGGAUUGGGUUUUCUUAUGUGAAAAAUAAUUUCCAUCCAGGAGUUCUACGCGCAUCUAUCCUGAACAGUGGUAGUUUUGCUGUGGCAUAAGCCACAGAGAACAGUUUGAAUCUAAUCUUUGCCUGUCUUGCGAUCCCUAUCUGCUCUGAUGUCAGCUGUCUGCUGGAAGUGAGACUUCGUGUCUUUACCAAAGUACAGCUAAAACUAAGAUUGUUCCUUCUGAGUGCCUUGGUCACGUGGGCAGCUUCAAGAUGUCCUUUUUCCCCAAAAACAAUAAUAAUAAUAAUAAUAAUAAAAACCCAGUGAAAAACUUCAGUAUGCCAUAGUGCAGAACCU